CAGAGCAGCAGGUCAUGUGUUUGAGUAACAGAAAUACAACAAGUUGUCAGCUCGGACAGCAGUACAGAGGGCAGGGCAGCGGCUGGACAGCAGUCCAGAGGGCAAGGCAGGUGAAACAGAGAAUGGUGUUUGGUUCUCUGUUUAAGGGAUACUGUUACUGGUCCUGUUUCGAUGAUGAGCAGCAUGGCCAGCGUGGGGAGGCCCAAAGCAGUGUCUCAUGGUGUUGUUGGGAAGGAGAAGGAGAGGACAAGGUUUUGUGGAAACGACAGGCUGAAAACAGUGUCUCCUUGCAUCAAAGGAAAACCCAGAGCUGUGUCUCCAGGCAUGAUAGGGGAGCAGAGGGCAGUGCCUCCUUGGAGGCCAGAGUCGAUGUCUCCAGGUGUGGUAGGGAGAUAUAGGGCAUGGUCUCUUGGUGUGCUCCAGAACACCAGCAGCUACAGCAGUGUGACCCCAUGCCAGACCACUACUAAGACUAUCCGAGUGACGGACAUCUUGGACUCCAAACCAGAGCCAACCAAGGCCCCUGUCAAGAUCCGGCCCCCUAGCCCACGUCCCCCGCCCCCCAAGGAGCCCAUUUUCAGUUGCAACCUGUCCAGUGACCCUCCCGUCCAGCCCAUCAUAAGACGCAGGGCCCAUUCUUUGCCCUCGGUCCACGAGAGAAACAGAGACCGCCAGGUACGCUUCGUGGACUCCUUGGGGUUGAAGCUGGAGGAAGUCAAGGUGUUCAGCAAAGUAGAGGAGCCUUGGAUUCCCCCCCACGUCUUCUCCAGACUUCUCAUGAGCGCUGAGAUGAACUCAGGGCGGUCCCUGGAGCUUUCCUUGCCUUACUUCAAACCCUGCUUUCCCGAAAACACGGGCUCCCAGCCGGGGUUCGUUAAGCGCCUGGUGGAGCAGAUGGUAUCUCUGGACCAGGUCCUGUGUUCUGAGCUGGGCAUCGUCGGCAAGGUGCAGGUCCUCAACCUGGCCUUCAACAAGGAGGUGACGAUCCACUACUCCUUCACUAACUGGAGGAGCAGUGCUGAGACCAGAGCCUGCUGGGUGGCUACCCUCCACCGGGAUCAGAUGGAGGGACCAGAGUCUGAUGUAUUCAGGUUCCGCCUGCCCGUCCCGCCCUUCAUCCUGCUGCCUGGAGCCCAGCUGGAGUUUGCUGUGUGUUACAGAGUGAUGGGAGCUGAGUACUGGGACAACAACGAUGGGAACAACUACAAACUGUCCUGUCACAGCUACACACUCACUGUGCCCCGGGAGUGUGAGGACAGCAUUGUGCACUACACCUGACUGGCCACUAGGGGGCAACCAGUGCUGUAGAGCAAUAGAGCUCUAUUCCAUAGAGGUUCAUGGGGAGGAAGACAACACAGCUGUGCCAAAUGGUCUGACAGUACACAGAUCUGCCUGUAGGAAUAUGAAACAAGCCAUUCUCUUUAUUAAAAAAUAAAUAAAGGUAUUUGGUGAAUAGAGAAAUAGAGUAAAAGUAAUUGAAGGGAAAGCCGAUACAGACAUACCCAAGACGACUCAAAGCUGGUACAGACAUACCCAAUACGACUCAAAGCUGGUACAGACAUACCCAAUACGACUCAAAGCUGAUAGUCAUACCCAAUACGACUCAAAGCUGGUACAGACAUACCCAAUACGACUCAAAGCUGAUAGUCAUACCCAAUACGACUCAAAGCUGGUACAGACAUACCCAAUACGACUCAAAGCUGAUAGUCAUACCCAAUACGACUCAGAGCUGGUACAGACAUACCCAAUACGACUCAAAGCUGAUAGUCAUACCCAAUACGACUCAGAGCUGGUACAGACAUACCCAAUACGACUCAGAGCUGGUACAGACAUACCCAAUACGACUCAAAGCUGAUAGUCAUACCCAAUACGACUCAGAGCUGGUACAGACAUACCCGAGACAACUCAAAGCUGAUACAGACAUACCUGAGACAACUCAAAGCUGAUACAGACAUACCUGAGACAACUCAAAGCUGAUACAGACAUACCUGAGACAACUCAAUGCUGAUACAGACAUACCUGAGACAACUCAAAGCUGUUACAGACAUACCUGAGACAACUCAAAGCUGUUACAGACAUACCUGAGACAACUCAAAGCUGAUACAGACAUAAUCAACAACAAAGGCAUAUUACAAAUUAUAAACUGCGUGGUUCGAGCCCUGGAUGCUGAUUGGCUGACAGCCGUGGUAUAUCAGACCGUAUACCAUAGGUAUGACAAAACAGACAUUUUUACUUCUCUAAUUACGUUGGUAAACAGUUUAUAAUAGCGAUAAGGCACCUCGGGGGUUUGUGAGAUAUGGCCAAUGUACCACGGCUAGGGAGUGUCUCAGGGUUGUGCUGUGCCUAAGAACAGCACUUACUCGUGGUAUAUUAGCCAUAUACCACGCCCCUUCAUGCCUUAGCGCUUAAGUAUUCUACAAUGUAUUGACUCACGGGUAUGAAUACUUAUGCAAAUUAGCUAUUUCUGUAUUUAUAUUUUUUAAAUAAAUUUCCCACAAUUUCUAAGAAAAUUUUUCACUUUGUCAUUAUGAGGGUGAGAGAAAAAAUAUACAUUGAAUCCAUUUUGAAUUCAGGCUGUAACACAAAAAAAUGUGGAUUAAGUCAAGGGGUAUGAAUACUUUCUGAAGGCACUAUGUAGUGCUUAUGAAUCUUUCUGUAAGAUAUAAGAAGCCUUUAUGCAUGCUAUAUGAAGGCUCAUAAGGUGUACUUCCAGUUUUUAAUUUCACACUUUUUUAUAGUCGAUUUAAUGUCAUUGCACUCGCUACAGCCGAUAGGAUUUGGGUGUCCAUAUUUAUUAAACAUUUAUAUAUUCUG
This is a messenger RNA of Oncorhynchus kisutch (coho salmon), 2814 nucleotides long. Its product is annotated as protein phosphatase 1 regulatory subunit 3D. Gene Ontology annotation, molecular function: glycogen binding; protein phosphatase 1 binding. NCBI's taxonomy places the organism in Eukaryota, Metazoa, Chordata, Actinopteri, Salmoniformes, Salmonidae. The record is from RefSeq and is a predicted model, not a curated record. The transcript has 2 exons. Bases 172 to 1278 code for a protein of 368 amino acids. Gene Ontology annotation, cellular component: protein phosphatase type 1 complex. Gene Ontology annotation, biological process: regulation of glycogen biosynthetic process.